Messenger RNA from Zingiber officinale, 1269 nucleotides. RefSeq names its product ATP-dependent Clp protease proteolytic subunit-related protein 4, chloroplastic-like. Gene Ontology annotation, cellular component: endopeptidase Clp complex. Bases 130 to 1074 code for a protein of 314 amino acids. NCBI's taxonomy places the organism in Eukaryota, Viridiplantae, Streptophyta, Magnoliopsida, Zingiberales, Zingiberaceae. The transcript is spliced from 7 exons. The record is from RefSeq and is a predicted model, not a curated record. Gene Ontology annotation, biological process: protein quality control for misfolded or incompletely synthesized proteins. Gene Ontology annotation, molecular function: ATP-dependent peptidase activity; ATPase binding; serine-type endopeptidase activity.
CCAGGCCCAGCCACGCCGCCUCCUCCUUUUGCUGCUGCUGCCGUUGCUUCCCAAUCUCGGUUCGCCUCUUCACUUCGAUCCGGCGCCGGAUCCAUCUUUUGCCGGAGAGAGAAGGGAAGGUGAUACGCCAUGGAGGUUGCCUUCUCCUCGCUGCGCUCAAUCCCUGCCGAUGCCAGUCGCGUUGUGUCCGUUUCUCCCACAUCGUCGUGGAGCAGCGGCAGGACAGCGCCGAGGGGCUCCGCCUCCUUUUCUUCCGCUCCCUCGAGGCCUUCUUCCCUGAGUUGCGGCGUCGUCGCUACUCCUUUCCUCGGUGUCGGGAGCGUCCAUAGCGACUUCAACGGAAUAAGGGUUCCCUCCCUGAAGCUGCCUACUCUAUCCUACGGUCGCCGCCCAAAGAGUGGUGUCGUUACCAUGGUCAUUCCUUUCUUGAGAGGAACAGCAUGGGAGCAACCGCCUCCCGAUCUAGCUUCUUACUUGUAUAAAAAUCGAAUUGUAUAUUUGGGCAUGUGUCUUGUUCCAGCAGUGACAGAGUUAAUGAUGGCAGAGUUCCUAUAUCUUCAAUAUGAGGAUGCUAAGAAGCCAAUAUACCUAUACAUUAAUUCUACUGGUACAACGAAAGGUGGAGAAAAGUCGGGUUAUGAAACAGAGGCCUUUGCAAUUUAUGAUGUCAUGAGGUAUAUUAAAACUCCAAUAUUCACACUGUGCAUUGGCAAUGCUUGGGGAGAAGCUGCACUACUCUUGGCUGCUGGUGCUAAAGGAAACCGUGCUGCUUUACCAUCAUCAACAAUAAUGAUAAGGCAGCCAAUUGCAAGAUUUCAAGGUCAAGCGUCAGAUGUUGACAUUGCAAGAAAAGAAAUAAGCAAUGUGAAGGCUGAAUUGGUUGCUCUAUACUCGAGACAUAUUGGAAAAUCCCAGGAUCAGAUCGAGGAAGAUAUCAGACGUCCUAAAUAUUUCAGUCCUAGUGAAGCAGUCGAAUAUGGGAUCAUUGAUAAGGUAUUGUACAACGAAAAAGGUCCGGAAGAUCGAAGUGUUAUCUCUGAUCUUAAAAGAGGACAACUCGCCGAGACUGUUUAAUGCUAAUGGCUUAUAACAAAAAUGUCAGAUUACAUUUUGUGAUUAUUGUAGAAAUGCAAGCUGCAUCCUUAUUUAUUUAUUUGUUUAUUUAAAAAAAAAAUUAAUACUUUAUGCAUGGCUUGCUGUAACUUAAAUUAAGCGAAGUUUAUUAUCAUUGCUAUUGUGAAAAUGUCUAUGAGAAAUGUCAUGCUGCAA